Hyaloscypha bicolor E is the source of this 1676-nucleotide messenger RNA. RefSeq names its product ZIP zinc/iron transport family. The record is from RefSeq and is a predicted model, not a curated record. NCBI's taxonomy places the organism in Eukaryota, Fungi, Ascomycota, Leotiomycetes, Helotiales, Hyaloscyphaceae. Gene Ontology annotation, cellular component: plasma membrane. Gene Ontology annotation, molecular function: high-affinity zinc transmembrane transporter activity. The coding region runs from base 396 to 1553 and encodes 385 amino acids. Gene Ontology annotation, biological process: zinc ion import across plasma membrane. The transcript is spliced from 3 exons.
GACCUUGGGACCUUAUUUUCUAGCGCGAAGGCCACAGACCACGGGACCACCACUACUUGCAACGGGAGAACUAGAAUAUGUCAUGUCAAAAACAUCUUGCCCUAAGUGUAUCUAGGAGAUGGGCAAGUUAUACGGUCAUGGCCAGAUGUGCAAGCCCUCAGCGUGGUGCUCUCCCUCCAGCUUAGCGCAACCUGCACCCACUACCAUCCCACAAACUUGUCCUUUUCACACAACGCUCCUAUAUUUCUCUUCUAACACAAGUCGAAGUUUGCAUUCGUUGUCUUUCUAGCUUGGAACCGAGAAGUAGCUUGAAGUUCCCAUAGGCCCGUCUUUCAAAGCUUGAUAUCAAUACGAGUCCUUUAAGUCGGGUCUGGUCGCCUCCCCAAUCAACCACAAUGUCUCCAUUCCCCAUGCUCACUCCCCUCCGUAGAGAGGUAGUCCAGAUGCCUCAUCCGUUCGAUCUACAACAUCUCAAUGUGACGGGCCUUGAUCGGGAGAAUCUAGCAAAGAUCGUCUGUGAACUCCCGAGUGGCUUAGAGAACGGAAACGAGGACGAGGACGAGAAAAUCGAACUACGAGUCGCAGCCCUUGUUGUGAUUCUCGUUGCCUCGACUGCAUUUACCGUUUUGCCACUCUUUCUGAAGAAGCGGUCGCGUGACGGAGUUGCAAGACGGUUCUACGACGCUUUCAAGUACAUUGGCGCUGGGGUUAUCAUCGGUACUGCAUUCUGCCAUCUGCUUGAUUCAGCAUUCAAGGAAAUAGGGCCACAGAGCUGUGUCGGCAUGACUGGCAACUGGGCAGGUUACUCUUGGCCGCCAGCUAUCAUGCUCGCCUCUCUCAUGUGGCUGUUCCUUCUGGAAUUCGGUGUUGGGUACUGCGUGGAGUCCACAAGGUGCGUCUCUCAAAGCCCCUCGGCCGCAGAAUUAUUAGCUGCCCAACCAAAAACGUCUGGAGCAGCCCUCCUGCCGCAAACCAAUCAACAAUCGUCCCAAGAUUCUCUCCAAAAAGAAGAAGGAAGGGGAGAAGAAGUAAGGCGAGAUAACACACCCACGACCUCAUUCACCCAAAAAUUCACCACCAUCCUCAUCCUCGAGUCCGGCAUCAUCUUCCAUUCCAUAAUCAUCGGCCUCAAUCUAGGGACCACCUCAUCAGAGGAACUGACGUCGCUAUGGAUUGUCCUCUCCUUCCAUCAAACAUUCGAAGGUCUGGGUCUCGGCGUCCGCCUCGCGGAAAUAGAGUUCCCAAAGAAGAAGGAGUGGAUAAAGUGGGCUCUCUGCGUGCUUUAUGGAUUGACGACGCCGGUGGCGAUUGCCGCUGGACUGGGGUUGAGGAGGAGCUAUGAUGCUGGGAGCUUCGAGGCGAAUGUGGUUAGUGGUGUCCUUGACUCAAUCUCAGCGGGGAUUUUGGUUUAUACCGGGCUGGUGGAGAUGUUGGCGAAGGAUUUCUUGUUUAAUUCUGAGAUGAAGACGAAGGGGAAGCGAGAAGUGGGAGUACUGGUAUUCUAUGUGUUGUUGGGUGCGGGCCUCAUGGCGUUGUUGGCGAAGUGGGCUUGAUGUGCCUUGGAUCUGUUGAAGAGUGUAGGAUAGUAGGCGAUGGUCUGGUAGCUUGUCAGAUUUUUGAGAUCCCGGAGUUUUGGAGAGAUACCCCCCAUCGUCAUAGUUGAUGCUUACUUCAUU